UUGUCCUCCGUUCCCCAGCUGGUCAUGUCGCCAGAAGCCUCCAGCCUCGACAUCAUCCUUUCCCACUCCCGCUCCGGGGCCGAGAGCAGUUUCACGCCCUCCUUCACCAACACCCACCAGGAGCAGCGGUGGGACAAUGCCAUCUACUUGACUCCCCUCUCGCCACGCACCAGGAGCUCGAGCCUAGGCCGCGGGGGGCGUUUUUGCGCGCGGACCCCGGGGCGGCUCGCCCUGCGGCCCUUGGCAACGACGGAGAACGCGGAAGUGUCCAGGCCCUCCAAGGCUGACCUCUCCCGGGAGAAAAGCCGCCAGGCCAUAGAAGAUCAGAAGCAGCUCUGUGGCCAGAGGAGGGAUAUUGAUGUCUUGGAGCUGUUCCUUUCCCGAAAGGAACUAACAGAUGUCAUUGACCUGGCCAGAUUCCGAAGGUUAAAGCACUUAUGGCUUUCCUUCAACAAGCUCCAAGAUAUCAGAUUUCUGCUAAGAAAUCCUUGUCUAGCAGAACUUUACCUGGACAACAACAGCCUCUAUGCGAUAGAAGGCCUUCGGCACUUGGUCUCCCUGAAUGUCCUCAUGUUGCACAACAACCAGCUGAAGAAUCUUGAUGCUGUUGUGGAUGAAUUGAAGCUGAUGACCAAUCUGAAGACACUAAAUCUGUAUCACAAUCCUUUAUCCCAGGAUGCAAGGCAGUAUCGCUUGUAUACAAUUUAUCAUCUGUCAUCCCUGUGGCUACUUGACAGGAAAGAAAUUAAAGGAGACGAAAGAAAAACAGCUUUCCAUUUGUUUAACCACGAAAGGUCUCGGGUGCUUCAGAAUUUGGCAUUUGGCAGGAGAGCAGAGAAGGGGAUGUAUGCAGGGCCCUACAAGCCCUGCCUCACUGUACCUACAGAAAUCGUAUGGUCUAAAGCAUACAUCAACAGGAACUUGUUUCACGAUAAAGAAGAUGCUGUUUUUGUGAGGUCAUUGAAGAGAUCCGUGACCCAGUUCAGCUUUUUGGAUUGGACCUUGGUCCCCACUAGAGUUGAGCGUCACAGUGACGACAAAACUGGGAGACCUGUUGAAUUGACCACAGUCAGGAUCAGAUAAUGGCUGUGCGCUUUCCCCAGAGCUUUGGGGCGAUGUGGGGGGUGGGGAUGGGGGAUGGGGUCUUCUGUUCAACUUCUCUAUGAGUUUGGUUUUCAGAAAUUAGACUUAAUUAGCUUUGGAUAUGUCAGAAUGGAUGUUGUGUGCGGAUUCUCGUCCGGGGCACCAUGGGAAGUGCGCAUGAUACCAGGGCAGACUUGCUCAGUCCCAAAGAACUCACCUUCUCUAGUUCUUAAUCGAUGAUGUUUCUACAUGACUGAAGUUAAAGCUGA
Molecule: messenger RNA, 1352 nt
Organism: Sarcophilus harrisii (Tasmanian devil)
Lineage: Eukaryota; Metazoa; Chordata; Mammalia; Dasyuromorphia; Dasyuridae
Gene: LRRC72
Product: leucine rich repeat containing 72
Exons: 9
Coding region: 25-1083 (352 amino acids)
Molecular function (GO): protein binding
Source: RefSeq, a predicted model, not a curated record